Molecule: messenger RNA, 909 nt
Organism: Neurospora tetraspora
Lineage: Eukaryota; Fungi; Ascomycota; Sordariomycetes; Sordariales; Sordariaceae
Exons: 3
Coding region: 1-909 (302 amino acids)
Source: RefSeq, a predicted model, not a curated record
AUGUCUGAUAGCAAAUUCCCUAUCCUCCGUCUACCAGCCGAAAUCCGCUUUAUGAUCUACCGGGAGAUCUGGACUCUCCCGGCCGACCUCGACAGCGACUCCGACGGCGACUCCGACGGCGACUCCGACAAUGACUCCGACAGUCAAUCCGACAGCGACUCGGACUCGAACUCGGACUCGGACUCGGAGGAUGUCGAUCAAGUCAACCAACAACUCGUGAUGAUCACCACUAUCCAAAACCUCGCCAUCACCUGCCGAAAGAUCCGCGAGGAACUUAUCGACGAGUACUUCACUCGCAUUCUGCCCAAGACCCAACUCCAUCUGGGCAGUGUUUACCCACCCCUUCGCUCUCUCUACCGGUGCCGCGGCCCUGCUCAUCGUCCUCCCAAAUUAUCGCCUCUAGCCCUAACCAACUACGAAAUCUUCGAGGUGCUCCAAUCCUCGUCGCUUUUUACCGACCAUCUCCAGCACGUCAGCAUCCACUGGGGUGGCUGUUUGUGCUUUGGGGGCUCGAGAUACCAAAUUUCGAUCCGGCCUCACGGCCUGGACUGGCUGGCAGAGUUGGAAAACCUCAAGACAGUGGAGGUUGUGCUUACUGAUGAUAUGGUAGCUUGCGACAACUGCUCUUCAAAGCUCCUGAUGUUGCCAAGGACGCUGGAGAAGAUCUUAUUUCGGGUGUUUAUCAGUGACGUUGUUGUUGAAGAGUAUGAGGCGCAGCUGAGGGAGUGGUUUUGGGGGCAAAGGCCUAGCUUUUUGGCGUACAUGGCGGCGAUGGAGGAGGAGGAGGAUCUGGAUGCCCCUGAUGGAAAGGAGGAGGGUAUCCCUGAGAGGAAGGAAUUGGUUUCACACAAGAUUGAGCACCACAUUGGUGCUAUUGAAGUCGAGUGGCCUUUGUCGGACACAGUUUGA